Pocillopora meandrina is the source of this 1359-nucleotide messenger RNA. Lineage: Eukaryota; Metazoa; Cnidaria; Anthozoa; Scleractinia; Pocilloporidae. The record is from the annotation of a GenBank genome assembly.
UUUUCAGGAUUUAAGUUUCUAUGUGUCGCGUGCAUAUUUAUACCAAACGUUAUCGCAGCGCCAAAUACGGAACGAACUCCCAGAGGAGAGGAUGUGGCCUUUCCAGGACGUGACACUGCAGCGCCGGAGCCAGGCCCUUUUUGGAUCACUGCUAAGCAGCAAUGGGGAUGGCUAUGGAAGCUUCACUGGAUAGGACUGGGUCUGGCUUUUGCCCUUUUAGCAUUGAAGUCCCUGUGGGCAGUAAUACGCUCUCCCGAAAUUAUCAAUAAUUUUGCAGGAAUGAAUCUUUUCUACUCAAUCAACUUGCUUCUUAUAGCAUUAGGAACUACAAGAAGUUUGUAUCUGUGGAUUGACCCGUACGAAUCGGAGGAAAACAUUCCUAACUGCCCAUUGUGGGUUGUGAGACCCCUCUUUGGUAUCGCCUUUCCUUGCCUCAUGUCUGCAUUUUGCCUUGUGCACGUUGCUUUCUUGGAGGUUGCGAAGAUUCAGGUUGGCUCACCGAAACUCAAAAAUCCCCUUUUCGUGGGAUGUAUAAUUUUUGUGCAUUUUGCUGUGGUCCUUGUGUCAGAUACGACCACUGCAAUCAAAGCAGACAGAACAGAACUUUUGAUUGUUUGUCAAUCAUUCUUCAUCGUAUGGGGGCUUCUUAAUUCCAUCUGCUUCAUGUACAGUGGAUCAAGAGUUGUCAUAACAACUAUCAAUAUUCGAAACAAAAUCUGCGAAAUGGAAAACGCUGAGUGGCACCAACUGACCCGGCUUCCUCAGACCACCGUUGAUCCUUGGCCACCGGGAAAGGACCAUGGGGGUCAUAAUGAAGAAGCUCCCAAGCGACAGAACCAACCUGGGACCGAUCUGGGUAAAGGUGAUCCAAAUUCAGCUUUCACGAUCGAGCCUGCUAGGCCCCCCAGUGACCAUGGGGCUGCAGUUCAAUCCAUCAAGCCCUUAAGAUUGUCAGUCCAUGUGCCCAUCCUCGCUAGGAACCAAAGAAGUCCAAAUACUACUUUUCCUCUGACAGGAAAAGAGCGUGCGGUUAAAAAAGUCGCCAGUAUCACCAUGAUAACCAGCCUUCUAAGCAUUUUGUGCUGUGGACUUCAGGCGUAUUCUUUAUUUGGUGUUCAUGGGGUUUAUACCCGGACUGUAACCCCCAAGCCAUGGCCCUGGUUUGCAUUUGAGACGUCGUUUAGGCUCAUAGAACUUGCCAUGGGAUUCAUGUUAUCUUACUGUGUUCUUCAUCCAUAUGUUGGUCGGAGGAAACGUAGUUUCACAAACAUUUUGUGUCCUAAGAGGAAAGGAAAGACUGCAACUCCACGCAUAGUCAUCACACCAAUCAAUGGCCGGAGAGACGGUGAUUUUUCCUGA